AUGGCGUCCAACACUGGUUAUGGCACCACCCAGGCCGAAAGCUUGAACUUCCCAUGGCCAAAUCUGGAAGUGAUCAUGGAGAUGACAUGCGAGGGUCAGCAGGUAACACCCGAGGUCCACGCAAAAGUGGAAAAGGGGUUCUUCCCAGCACCAAACGAUCACAAAUGGACGUGUUAUCGACGGAACUACUUCUCGGUGACAUGCAACUUUGAGCUCCACCCAAACAUCAUCAAUGGACGUCUUUUUCUCAAGCGCAAUGGCACCAACGAACAGGUACAGGCCAUGGGAAUGCGACUGUCUGCAGCGGUCGAUGGACCAAAUGGCAAGAGCAUCGAAUUGAUCGCGCACACACCGAAGCGUGACAACGGCCCGAAGAACCCAAUCACGGUGAUCAAGGUCGCGCCAACACCCACCAGUGGCAGAGCGGAGCACUCACUGUCACCUAACGCAGUGUACCAGCUGCCGAUGUCGACGUUCCAUGCCACCGGUGCUGUGCCGGGUGUCUUUCUGCCUCUGCAGCAUACCAAUGAUCCUGAAAAUUCCCCGGCGACUGUUGGCACUUCGCAAUUCUCGUCGCCGAGCUAUGGCGGUUACCCGGCGCCAGCUUCGUCUCAUAUACAGAAUCCCGCCCAGCAUAUCAGUCACACGUUCGAACGAGUACAGUUCAAAUCAGCCACAGCCAACAAUGGCAAGCGACGUGCCUCGCAGCAGUACUUUCACCUGAUCGUUGAGCUCUUUGCUGACGUUCGGAAACCCGAGAGCGAUACUGCAACUUGGGUUAAGGUUGCCCAACGCGUGAGCGACAAGAUUGUCGUGCGUGGAAGAUCACCAAGUCAUUACCAGAAUGAAGGUCAGCAUGCACAUAUUGGGCGUGGUGGUAAUGCCAGUGGUGGUGGGUACAACGGCUCUGGUGGAGGCUACAGUGUCAAUUCAGGUGGCUUCCGUGGCGUUAACGGUGGCAGUUAUGAUGCUGGUAUGGGACACGGUACUGGAGGGUAUCGAGGCUCAGACGGCUCCGAAAGUAGCCCGGACAGUAUGGAGGAUGGUGCGGUUUUGAACGAUCACCAUGCCGAUGCCACCAUGAGCGACGCUGAGCAUGCCGACAUUCAUGGCUCGAACAGCUACCUAUACUAUCCUGGCACAAUUUAUGAGGGCAUCACACCACAGAUUCUACCACCGCUGGCCAAAGUGGACUCCUUGGCUCGCUACACAACCGAUCCGAGACAAUAUGCCGUCAAGACAGAGUAUGCUGAUGCUGUUCCCGGUGCGCAAUGGUCGGUUCGCGGCUGUCGUCCAUUCCAGGGUGUCGAAUCAAGUCGUGGCUACUAUCCAGACCUGUCCGGUGCCUCAGAUGGAUACACCUGA
Molecule: messenger RNA, 1365 nt
Organism: Recurvomyces mirabilis
Lineage: Eukaryota; Fungi; Ascomycota; Dothideomycetes; Mycosphaerellales; Teratosphaeriaceae
Exons: 2
Coding region: 1-1365 (454 amino acids)
Biological process (GO): meiotic cell cycle; positive regulation of transcription by RNA polymerase II
Cellular component (GO): nuclear chromosome
Molecular function (GO): DNA-binding transcription factor activity; DNA binding
Source: RefSeq, a predicted model, not a curated record